AAGGGCUUCUCGCCGAACGCCGCCAACAUGGUGUUCAGGCGCUUCGUGGAGGUUGGCCGGGUGGCUUACGUCUCCUUUGGGCCUCACGCCGGGAAGCUGGUUGUGAUUGUAGAUGUUAUCGAUCAGAACAGGGCUCUGGUUGAUGGACCUUGCACUCAAGUAAGGAGACAGGCCAUGCCUUUCAAAUGCAUGCAGCUCACUGACUUCAUCCUCAAGUUCCCACACAGCGCCCGCCAGAAGUACGUCCGGCAGGCCUGGCAGAAGGCGGACAUCAACACGAAGUGGGCGGCCACGAGGUGGGCCAAGAAGAUCGAAGCCAGAGAAAAGAAAGCCAAGAUGACAGAUUUUGAUCAUUACAAAGUCAUGAAGGCAAAGAAAAUGAGGAACCGAUUAAUCAAGCUUGAAGUUAGGAAGCUUCAAAGGGCAGCUCUCCAGAAAGCUUCUCCCAAAAAAGCACUCGCUGCUAAAGGUGCAGCAGCGGCAGCAGCUGCUGCAAAGGUUCUGGCCAAAAAGGUGACCGCUGCAGGCAAGAAGGCCCCAGCGCAGAAGGCUACCGCUCAGAAAGCCGCAGGCCAGAAGGCAGCGCCUCCAAAAGCUUAAAAGGGUC
Messenger RNA from Phyllostomus discolor (pale spear-nosed bat), 607 nucleotides. Its product is annotated as 60S ribosomal protein L14. The transcript has a single exon. Gene Ontology annotation, cellular component: cytosolic large ribosomal subunit; ribosome. Gene Ontology annotation, molecular function: structural constituent of ribosome; RNA binding. The record is from RefSeq and is a predicted model, not a curated record. NCBI's taxonomy places the organism in Eukaryota, Metazoa, Chordata, Mammalia, Chiroptera, Phyllostomidae. The coding region runs from base 28 to 600 and encodes 190 amino acids. Gene Ontology annotation, biological process: translation; ribosomal large subunit biogenesis.